UUAGUGAGUGUGCGUCUGUGAGAGAGAAUGGUUCAAAAAGUAUCAGAGAGUUGAGAGUUACAUGUAACGACUAUUUUCUCACUCCACGUAUUCUCCGUAUCUCCUCUGCGUUGGCCUCUGCAUCUCCUCCACGUGCCCCUCCGCAUCCUCUCCGCGUGCCCCUCAGCAUCCGCUUCCCGUCCCCCUCCACU
Molecule: messenger RNA, 191 nt
Organism: Sphenostylis stenocarpa
Lineage: Eukaryota; Viridiplantae; Streptophyta; Magnoliopsida; Fabales; Fabaceae
Source: the annotation of a GenBank genome assembly